This is a messenger RNA of Rhopalosiphum padi (bird cherry-oat aphid), 787 nucleotides long. RefSeq lists its product as uncharacterized. Gene Ontology annotation, molecular function: protein dimerization activity. Lineage: Eukaryota; Metazoa; Arthropoda; Insecta; Hemiptera; Aphididae. The coding region runs from base 1 to 525 and encodes 174 amino acids. The transcript has a single exon. The record is from RefSeq and is a predicted model, not a curated record.
AUGAAAUGUCAUGUUUACUUCACUGUAUUAGAUGAUUUGUUUAACGGUCUUGAAAAUCGAUUUAAUCAGGAAACAUUAAAUUUAAUUGGUGCAAUUGGUCGUUUAGUAGAACUAAAAACUGAAGAAUUUGACAUUGAAUUAAUUUCACGGAAGUUUGUACUUAAUAGUGACGAAUUAGAAGGUGAAUUAAGACUUCUACGUUCUUUGCCCGAUUUUGUAGCAGGACCAUCAAACAAAACAAUUCAUCAGUGGUUAGAAAAAUUAUCAAUUAGUAAAAAUUUUGUUAAUGUAAAUAAAGCGUUGAAACUUUUUACUACCAUUCCUGUGACAAGUUGCUCUUGCGAAAGAGCUUUUUCCAAAUUAAGUUUGGUAAAAACAAAAUUAAGAAGCCGCAUGUCGCAAGAAAGAUUAGAUGCAAUGAUGUUGAUAUUUGUAGAACAAGAACUAGCAUCAGAAAUAAAUUAUGACGAAGUAAUUGAUGAAUUUAAACAUUUGCAUCCUUUUGACCGAAGAUUAGAAUUAUAAUAAAGUAUUAAUUAAAUUAGUUAUGAAAUGCAAAGUUUAAAUUAUAUUUUUACUUAUAUUGACUAUAAUAUAUAUAUAAUAUACUAUAAUAUAUAUUUAAUAUUAUUAUUUUACUAUUAUACUAUUAUUUUGAGAACUUUGUAGUUAUGUAAAUGUAAUACAAUAAAAAAAAAUUCUGAUUUGUGUGUUUUUGAAGGGAGAUAAUAAAAAUUGAGUUAUUUUUAAAUAUAUUGGCAUCCCCUGCGCAAAAAGUCUGCGCACG